CAGGCCUCUGUGGGGAAGGGUCCCAGGUGUGGCCCUGAAGACCAGGCUCGUGUGCUUUGCUGGGAACAAUGAAAAGGAGGAAACUGUGACUGAAGCUCCAGCCAGAACCCAGCCGAAGGGGGACCAUAGUUGCCCAGGAGCCCAGGGCCAGCCAGCCCCUGGUUGGGAGAAGCCUUGGGACAGUCCUGCUCCGGAAACCUGUUGGGAAAGGCGGAGGGGUCCCAGCCCCCAGGAGCGGGCUGCGGUGCCGAUGCCGGAUGACGGUGCUGGGAUGGAGACCGCCAAGAAGGAAAAGGCAGAGCAGAUCCUGGCGGAGUUCCGACUGCAGGAGGAGGACUUGAAGAAGGUGAUGAGGCGGAUGCAGAAGGAGAUGGACCGCGGCCUGAGGCUGGAGACUCACCAGGAGGCCAGCGUGAAGAUGCUGCCCACCUACGUGCGCUCCACCCCCGAAGGCUCAGAAGUCGGGGACUUCCUCUCGCUGGACCUGGGCGGCACCAACUUCCGGGUGAUGCUGGUGAAGGUGGGGGAGGGGGAGGCCGGCCACUGGAGCGUGAAGACCAAGCACCAGAUGUACUGCAUCCCCGAGGACGCCAUGACGGGCACCGCAGAGAUGCUCUUCGACUACAUCUCCGAGUGCAUCUCCGACUUCCUGGACAAGCACCAGAUGAAGCACAAGAAGCUGCCCUUGGGCUUCACCUUCUCCUUCCCCGUGAGGCACGAAGACAUCGACAAGGGCAUCCUGCUCAACUGGACCAAGGGCUUCAAGGCCUCAGGAGCAGAAGGGAACAACAUCGUGGGGCUCCUGCGAGACGCCAUCAAGCGGAGAGGGGACUUUGAGAUGGACGUGGUGGCCAUGGUGAACGACACGGUGGCCACAAUGAUCUCCUGCUACUACGAAGACCGCCAGUGUGAGGUUGGCAUGAUUGUGGGCACGGGCUGCAACGCCUGCUACAUGGAGGAGAUGCACAACGUGGAGCUGGUGGAAGGGGAAGAGGGCCGCAUGUGCGUCAACACGGAGUGGGGCGCCUUCGGGGACGCGGGCGAGCUGGACGAGUUCCUGCUGGAGUACGACCGCGCGGUGGACGAGAGCUCGCUGAACCCGGGCCAGCAGCUGUACGAGAAGCUGAUCGGCGGCAAGUACAUGGGCGAGCUGGUGCGGCUGGUGCUGCUGCGGCUGGUGGACGAGGACCUGCUCUUCCGCGGGGAGGCCUCGGAGCAGCUGCGCACGCGCGGCGCCUUCGAGACGCGCUUCGUGUCGCAGGUGGAGAGCGACUCGGGCGACCGCAAGCAGAUCUACAACAUCCUGCGCACCCUGGGGCUGCGGCCCUCGGCCGCCGACUGCGACCUCGUGCGCCGCGCCUGCGAGAGCGUGUCCACGCGCGCCGCGCACAUGUGCUCCGCGGGGCUGGCCGCCGUCAUCAACCGCAUGCGCGAGAGCCGCAGCGAGGACGUGAUGCGCAUCACCGUGGGCGUGGACGGCUCCGUGUACAAGCUGCACCCUAGCUUCAAGGAGCGGUUCCACGCCAGCGUGCGCAGGCUGACCCCCAGCUGCGAGAUCACCUUCAUCCAGUCGGAGGAUGGCAGCGGCCGCGGCGCCGCCCUGGUCUCCGCGGUGGCCUGUAAGAAGGCGUACAUGCUGGGCCAGUGACAGCAGCGGCGGCCAGGCACGGAGGAGGCUCCAGGGGACAGACUCCCCCACAGGCGCCCCCAGCCUGGCCUGCCUCCCCACCCGCUGCCGCCUGGAGAUGGGGAAGACACGAAGGAGAAGGCCUUGCUGGGCAGGCCAGUCUUCCUGAGUCAGUGGGAGGGACAGCCCCAGGGCCCUGCCUGGGUUGGGGGCUCCAGGAGCAGAAAUGGAGAUUCCCACCACGUCUCCUGUCUUUCUGCUGGAAUCACCACCCGGAGGGCGGGGCUCGCUCAGGACUUAGUUGGAGCUUUCGGCUUGGUUCAGCCAUGCCUGGGCCCGCUCUGGGGAGGGGUGCCCUGUGGACCUGCUGUGGCCUGGUUCCCUGGGACUCAGCCCACAUGGGGAGGCAGCCCAGGGGCCUGGCCAGAUCUCCACCUGGCUCCACAGCGGGCAGGGCUGCUGACCACCCAGGCCUGGUGGGCUUCUCUGCCUGGAGACGGGAGAGAGAGGGGCAGGGAUCAGCUCAGCGUGGAGACCGAGGACCAGGAGGCCUGGGAUGCAGCCUCUCCACAGGAGGUACCAGAGAGGCCCCCACAGCCCCUGUCAAGGACCCAGGAAGAGGAGGACCCCCAUGGGGCUGCCACACAGCAGCCCAGCAGCACUCAGCACAGCCUCUUCAUGCCCAUCAUGGGACGGGGUGGUUUUUUAAUUAAAAGUUCUAAACGUUUAGA
Messenger RNA from Eptesicus fuscus (big brown bat), 2358 nucleotides. It is a transcript of the gene GCK, whose product is annotated as glucokinase. The coding region runs from base 251 to 1648 and encodes 465 amino acids. The record is from RefSeq and is a predicted model, not a curated record. The transcript is spliced from 10 exons. Gene Ontology annotation, molecular function: mannokinase activity; ATP binding; glucokinase activity. Gene Ontology annotation, cellular component: mitochondrion; cytosol. Gene Ontology annotation, biological process: regulation of insulin secretion; glucose 6-phosphate metabolic process; glycolytic process. NCBI's taxonomy places the organism in Eukaryota, Metazoa, Chordata, Mammalia, Chiroptera, Vespertilionidae.